Messenger RNA from Lethenteron reissneri (Far Eastern brook lamprey), 6594 nucleotides. Its product is annotated as fucolectin-3-like. The record is from RefSeq and is a predicted model, not a curated record. NCBI's taxonomy places the organism in Eukaryota, Metazoa, Chordata, Hyperoartia, Petromyzontiformes, Petromyzontidae.
UAUACGGGGGAUGUUUGUCAUUAGUGUGUGUCUCUUUGUGUGCACGUGCACAUGUUCUGUGUGUGUGAAAUUCUGGCUACUCAUUGCACCCCUUCCAACAAGCAAGCCAGCAUCAGGACUUAAGGACAAUGAAGCUCGUGCUCGUGUUGGCGGCGCUGGUGCAGCUUGGGGAAUGUGAGGACACAUCCACAUACCCCACGAUACGCACAAACGUGGCCAUACACGGUAUAGCGACGCAGUUCAGCACCUUUUGUGACCAGAGUAACUUUUGCGCAGAAGCUUCUCUCGCCAUUGACGGGAACACGGACAUGAACUACACCAACAGCAAGUCAUGCGCGAGCUCGAAGGGUGGUUCUUAUCAAAGUUGGUGGAAACUGGACAUGAAGGAGGAGGUCCCUGUCCACGCUGUGACCAUAACGUUCCGGAGUGACUAUUGGGAAAAUGCCAUCACAUCACAUACAAUCUACAUUGGACAAUCUUCGGACACCACAACCAAUAAUACGAUGUGUAAAACUCUGGAGGAGGCUGCCCAAUCCACCGUGGUGACAUUUAACUGUUCAGGAAAGAAGGGACGCUACAUCUUCAUCAACUCCUCGCGCUAUGCGUGGUUGAGUUUAUGUGAGGUGCAAGUCUCCACUGCUCCUCUCUUGAAAAAUGAAAUGAGCGUGGCGUACGGGGAGGCGAUGCAGUCGAGCACAGCCGGGCCCGACCACAAAGCGUCCAAAGCCAUCGACGGUACAAACGGCACCAACUUCUGCAGUGGGAUGUGCAGUGCCACCAGCUACGAGUGGGAGCCCUGGUUCUGCAUCGCGCUUGACCGCGUGUACACGGUGGACGCCGUCAGGAUCACCAAUCGAGACGACGCACAGGGCAUUCGUCUCUUUGGAGCGCACAUUAAAGUGGGAAAUUCGUCCAAUCACAGCAAGAAUGCAUUGUGCGCAGAAGACAUCUUUGUGACUCCGGGCCAAUCGGCGCGCUUCCUGUGUCAUUCACAGCAGGGCCGAUACGUCUUCAUCGUCAUCCCUGGGAGGAAGGACUCGCUGAGUCUGUGUCAGGUUAAGCUCGACGUGAAAGCCUAUAACUUUAAUGUGAAAAUGGUUUACUAGCCUCAACUUUAAUAUAAAAGUGCUUUCUGGGCGACAUCGGUACAUCAGGUAAGGGGCGCCAUGGUGGCGAGAUGUUAACUACCUCGCCUGGUAUACAGGAGGUUGUGGGUUUGAUCCCGACCCGAUGCCUGUAUAUUUGGAGUUUGCAUGUUAUCCCUGUAGUCACGUGGAUUUUUCUCCGGGCUCUCCUGUUUUUCCCUCCAAAUUUAGAAACAUUAUUUUCAGAGCGUAAAGAAGAGCCGACACCAGGUUGCAGGGGGUUCGUCUUUUAUUGCUUCCCCCAGUUCACACUCGUCCCCAGCCUUCUCUUUCCAUUUCCCACCAGUUCUUCCCCUUUCCCACUAAUUCUCUCUCAUAUCUCCUCACCCUCACCUGCUCCUCCCCCUUCCACUGUCCCUGCUCCACUGUCCCCCUCCUUUUGGCGGGAAUCCUUCCCCUGAAAUCCCUUACAUCACCACCCCCCCCCUGGAAUAAAAAAAACGUCCUCGGUUUUGCCAACCCCAUCGACCAUUUCAGUCUCCCCAUGAGCCCCCCCCCCCCCCCCCCCCACUUACAGUGACAACAGCCCUUAACCCCCCCGCAAUCAUACAAUUCAAUGUAACACAACAACAACAUCAAUUGAACGGUCUGCCUGGGUCUCCAGCCAAAGCCCCGUCUCUAUAGCCCCUGCGACCUCUGGUCGUGCCGCCUCUCCAUCAAGCCUCACAUGGGGUGCUGUAGGUGACAAGGGAACACAGGUCAACGAGUGGUGGCCGGCGACCUCGGCCUGGGUAGGGGUGAUGAUGAUGGCGGUGACAAUGGCGGUGACAAUGGCGGUGAUGAUGGCGAUGAUGGAGGUGGAGAGAUAUAUGGCUUAAGGUGGGUGGGGUGCACAAACCAUCAUCGCUUACCCAGUUGGACCUGGACGCACUGAGGUUGGAGUGCUUAAGGAACCAGGGUCGGUGCAAUUUCGGUGAGAGGCCAACCGGCACCUGAGGACAGUGUCGCCAUGCCUGGUCCCCGACUUUAAAGGGCUUGGCUGUCACUGUUCUCUCACGUAUCCGUACAUUGCUCCAUUGGCUGGUGGCCGAUGUGGCCUCAGCUGCUUGGCGGGCUUCCCUCAAGUAAAUGAGGGAGGCCUUUAGUGCCUUUGGCCAUGCAACGGCUCUCGCGGGAAUGUCCGUCAGCUGCAUCUCAAUAGGCGGGACGGGAUCUCGUCGAGAACCCCAUCGCUGCGUGUGGGGCCACCCUGUAUGCCGCUAAGACCGACGGGAUGUGGAGGUCCCAAUCGGAGUGGUUCUCGUCCACCACUUUGGACAGCAUGGCCGCUAUGGUGCGGUUAAGCCGCUCGACCAUCCCAUCGGUCUGGGGAUGAUAAGGAGGUGUUCAGACCUUUUUAGUGCCCAGGAUAGAGCAGACAUCCAACGCGACCAAUUCGUUGACCCUGGUCACCAUGAUGGGCUGCAGGGGCGUCCGGGUUACCUGGGGUGGUGGCUUCCGCCGCGCGCAUUCGACGCAGGUUGUGACCCAUCGGUGCACGUCAGCGGUCAUGCCUGGCCAGAAGUACCAACCCUGUAAUGUGGACAGUGGCUUCCACCCAGCCAGGUGUAGCAGCUGGCAGCAGUGCACGUCCAUGACCAAUUGUCGACGCAGCGACUCCGGAACCACCCGGCAUCACUGGCGUUCCGCCGGGUCUAAUCGCAUGAGGAGGUCCUCCCAAAUGACAUACUCCACUCCCCCUACCUCCUCCUGCUGUAGACAUCUCCAACCGGCAAGGUAGACCUCAGGUCGUGGUCGAGAUGAUUGUGGCCGAUGCCCCCAGUUCAACCAGGAUGUGUGCCGACACUUCCGCGAUUGCACCGACCAGGACCGAGAUUCCCGACACGGCCGCUACCACCCACCUUGCCAGCUUCUUCCAUUGUGUGGCUGAGUCUGGCCACUGACCAGGCGGCGGCUCGCUAUCCUGCGGUGUAUGGCGAGGUGACGGGGAUGUAUGUGAACAGGCCGAACAUGUGGUUUCCUCUUUUGGAGUGUGUCACAGCAGGGUGAAUGCACCCUUGUUACGUGGGGUGGGCUCCCCACUGGGGUGCGGGCUGGGCUCACUGUGUAGUGUGAAGUGCCCCCCCUUGUGGUGUGGGGUAGCCCCCCCAUUGUAUUGGGAGGUGGGAAUUGGGGGGUGAGCCUUCCCGUGAGCUCUUCCCCACCCCCUCCCCUUCCUUUGUUGCGGGGCGUGGGCCCCCUUUAUGAUGUGGCCCUCCCGGUCCUGUCUCGCUUCGCCGCAUUGCGAGGGCGAGGCGGUGCGCGAGACGGCUCCAUGGCACACCGGCGAUUGCGUGUGCUGUCUCAGCCCCGGGGGGGGUGCCCCUAGAAACUCGCCGGCAUUGCAGGUAAACAGCGACGUCACCGCGCGCGGCGAUGUCACUUUCGACCAUGACGUCACUUCGGGCCGCGACGCCACUUCCGGCCGCGACGUCACUUACGACCGUAACGCCACAUCCGGCCGUGACGCCAUGUCCGUCCGUGACCCGAUUCCCGCUCGCGACUCGAUUGUCGACGUGAUCCCCAGCCCCGUCGCAAUCCCCGGCCCCGUCGCAAUCCCCGGCCCCAUCGCAAUCCCCAUCCCCCAACCAGGACGGUGGUGCCCGGGGCCCGACACCGAUGGUGCCCACCCCGAGCAGGCCACCGGUGAGGUCACGGUGUCGGGAGUGUGGAUUGCCGGCCCGGCCAACCAGGCCGACGCUCUCGUGUGCCAAGUGAUCAGGAUGGCGUCACUCGCCUGGUUCCUGUCGGUGUUUAGCCCCAGUGGGUUCCAGGUGGAGUUGGCUGCCUCCGGCUCCGUGCGGCUCCCCCUUGCCACAUGCCCCUCUCGACCGCAAUGGUGGCAGACCCAUGGGGCGUUUUGUCGGGGCGGCUCGGCGCGGUGUUCUAGAGGCAGCUGUCAGUGGCGCGGCGGCUGGUUGCGCCCCUGGUCUCUCUGCUCCGCUAGCCCCCGGAUCGCUGCGUAGAUCUCUCGCAGCGAUGGCUCCAUUCCCAGCUGCCACGUAGACAGCAUGUGGCUACGGUGCAGGUUCGGCGAUUGGCGUCGCUGGCCCUGGUAGCGCCAAGUUAACGGCCCAGCUGCUCCCCCCCGCUACGUUAGCCACCUGGCCCACGGUUAGCGCCCGGCCCAUGACCUGUUCAUGGGCUUGUAGGAUCUGGGCGGCCUACAGCGAGGUACAUUCAUCCAGCAUCACCACUGGCUUUAUGACGCUGGCACGGCAAGCAUAGGCAACGAGGUGCUCGACCACGAGGUUUUCCAGCGCCUCGUUGGCCAGGCGAGGGAAAGCCCUACUCGCCAACAUGAGCAGCGCACCCCUGUAGACUACAGGGGACUCUCUAGCCCCCCGCUGGUGGUCUUGGAACCGUCUAAAGGCGCCCUCAGCUAGGGAAUAGAUCUCCCCCAAAACCUCGUAGGCCGCCUGUAGCGUUGUCUUGCUGCGAGCGCAUCGUCGUCCAGAACAAAUGGCAGCGCUCGUAGCGCCUCUUCGUCCGACCAUUCGAGAGCAUGGAAGGCAGCCUCGAAUCUGUGGACAAACGCCUCCCAAUGACCCCCCUCGGCCUCAAAAUUUUCGACAGGCCCCAGCCGGUGCACCCGUCCUGCCACCUGCUCCUCUCAUUGGGUGUUUAGCCCUGGCGGCUUCGGCUGGAGCGGCGGUGGCGGCUGGCGUGACGGGGCUGGUUGCGGCUCAUGCCUGGCUGGCUGAUCGGCCGCCGGGUCCCGUGGCGCCUCCUCCCGUUGUACGAAUGGGAGAGAGGGUCCCGGCGCCAGCGGGCCCCCCAUAGGGAGCCAACGCAGUAGCUCCUGGAGUGCCCUCUCCACGCGGGCCAUGCGGUCCUCCAUGGGGUCCUCCAUGGGGUCAUCCAUGGGGUCUGGGGCCCCUGCUGCUGCUCCUGGAAGCAGACCCCCUUGUUGCCCUGGACAUGGGAGAUCCCCAGACCCUGCUUACUCUUCUGUCGGCUCUUUUCUGCGGAGGUUCUUCCUUGUAGCCAUUGUUGAUCCCACCACUGCCACCAGAUGUAAAGGAAAGCCGACAUCAGGUUGCAGGGGGUUCGUCUCUCUCUUAUAUCUCCUCGCCUGCUCCUCCCCCUUCCACUGUCCCAGCCCCACUGUCCCCCUUCUUUUGGGGGAAUCCUUCCCCUGUCAUCCCUUACAAGAGUAUUUGGCUGCUAUAGAUUUCCACAUAAGCCACUUCGUUGAGCUAUCAUUUUUGUCCAGCUCACUUCUGAAAAAGAGCUAUAGCUCAGGUGGGCCUUAUUUAGUAAGAUUAAAUAUCGAUUUAAAGCUUUCGUGACUGCAGGGACUCAUAUUCUAGGUUGUUUCGGUAAAGUAACGUAGAAGGGAAAUAAUAAAAGAAUAAAAAUAAAACAAUAAAAUUCUCACGACGUUUCGAUUGCACACAAGCAAUCACCAUCAGGUGUGAAAACCACGGCAAUAAAAAAAAUACAUUUUGAAAAAAAAAAAAUUCUUGCUGUGGUUUUCACACCUGAUGAUGAUUGCUUGUGUUGCAAUCGAAACGUCGUGAGAAUUUUAUUGUUUUAUAUUUUGUUAUUUCCCUUCUACGGGACUUUAACGAAAGAACCAAUAAUAUAAGAUUAAAUCGUUUAGUUUAAAAUAAAUAGUUGAUAGUUUUAGUAUACAAUUGUAGUUGACAUUGCCGGUCUCAGUGAUGCUGAAGAAUACGCAAAAAAUCAUGUCCAGUCGAUUAUAAACUAUUAUAAUGGAUUUCUAAAUUAUUUUUGGGUCAGAUUGCAUAAAUAAAAUGUAUGUUGUACACCGUCCACCCGACAGAGACAAUUGUCAUGUGAACAAGCGUGCCAAUGUAUUACUGCUUCAGCACAACGGAGAGCGUUCAACACAAAUUUUACUCUCGCGGUCUGACCCAAAAAUGUAUUACGAAUCAUAAUAAUGGUCUCGACAGGCCACGUGUUAAAUCAUUUAAUCAUGUACUUUAUUUCAUAAUUUACAGUCCCUUGUCAAUUCACUGCUGGAUGGAGGCCUCCCCACGUGUGGUCAUACUCACGUUAUUGGUUGAUAUGGGUCGUGAGAAGGUAACUCCCAGGACCGGUUCAGAUAUCAAUCGCAGCUGGUUGUUUGUCAUGUCCGGGAAUCAAACUCGUGUAACUUUGAUUGCUAGUGCAGUUCGCUCACCACUGCACCACUAUACCACCCGUUUGUACUAUUUAUUUGCAUUGUCAUAGAAUGAGGAGUCAUUUGCGCACUGCGCGCUGAACCCAUCUCCUAGGUUUGAGUCCCAGCAAUGGCUAACGUCAGUGGUGAAUGAGAGAGAUCUGCACCAAUCUUCGGCCUCUCCCCUUCUCAAAGAAUCCCCACAACCAACGUGGAAGUGGAUUGUCAAAGGGAUGUAAAUUACAUUGCAUGCAUGUAUUCAAAAUAUAUUAUGGAAAUAAAUAACGAUGUUGUAUUCAACCAAUAAAAUGUCACUCCUUUUGAGGAGAGUCGUACGUAUGA